This is a messenger RNA of Siniperca chuatsi (mandarin fish), 1853 nucleotides long. It is a transcript of the gene nr0b2a, whose product is annotated as nuclear receptor subfamily 0, group B, member 2a. The record is from RefSeq and is a predicted model, not a curated record. Gene Ontology annotation, molecular function: transcription factor binding; transcription corepressor activity. The transcript is spliced from 2 exons. NCBI's taxonomy places the organism in Eukaryota, Metazoa, Chordata, Actinopteri, Centrarchiformes, Sinipercidae. Bases 195 to 974 code for a protein of 259 amino acids. Gene Ontology annotation, cellular component: nucleus; cytoplasm. Gene Ontology annotation, biological process: negative regulation of transcription by RNA polymerase II; circadian rhythm.
CCUGGCAGAGCACAUAGUUGUUGUUUUUUUUACAGAGAGUGUAUUGACAAGUCAAGGUCCCCUUCGCAGGGUGGGUUGGCCUUAUAAAACCAGCGGCACUGCAUGAGGCAGCAGAAGUACUCACAAGCUCAAGAAGAGCCCAUCCUGUGAGAGGUCGCUUAUAUUUAACUACAUAGAUCUCUACAACGUAUAAAAUGGAUAACGGGUGUCGUUGUUCAGCCAACAGCGACAGGCUUUCGAAUCCUAUCCUCUACAACAUCCUGAGCCAAAUGGAUAACAACAAACCAAGCCGCAACAGCUCCGACUACAAUUCAACACCUCAUAGAUGCAACUGUGAGCUGCGACGGACAGUGUGCUUGAAAAGGCCGUCUGAGAUUUGCAAAGCAGCUUCAGCAGUUCUGGUUAAAACCGUCCAUUUCAUGAAGAACUUACCUGCUUUUAACCAGAUGCCACCGAACGACCAAUUCUCACUUCUCAAAAGCUGCUGGGCACCUCUCUUCAUUUUGGGUCUGGCCCAGGAGCAUGUGGACUUUGAGGUGACGGACACCCCUGCUGACAGCAUGCUGAAAAAGAUUCUCCUAAACCGUCAGGAGAGCCCCGAGAUGGAGAGGGAGCAGCCCACCAUGGCCGGUGUCAGCAAACUCAAGUCCUGCCUCAAAAAGUUUUGGAGUUUGGAUUUGAGUCCAAAGGAGUAUGCAUACCUCAAAGGGACCACAAUAUUUAAUCCAGAUGUCCCAGAAUUAAAGGCAGCUCUGUUUGUGGAAGGCUUACAACAGGAAGCUCAGCAAGCCCUCAGCGAGGUGGUCCAGCUCCUUCGCCCAGGGGAGCAGGAGGAGCGCUUUGCUCGAAUCCUCCUCACUGCCUCCAUGCUGCAGAGCAUCACACCCAGCCUCAUCUCUGAACUCUUCUUCCGGCCCGUGAUAGGCCAGGCUGAUCUGCUGGAGCUGUUGGUCGACAUGCUCUUCUGCAGAUAGAAGAGGGGAUGUGGACUUCAUGUAACUGUCCUGGAGAAAGUUGAAUCCAGUGUUUUUUACAGUGGUGUUGCAGAACUUUUUGAUGACCAACCCAAGCAAUGUUUCCUCAUGAGAUGAAGGAAAGCCUGACAGUGGACUGCUCAAAAAGGCACUUACAAUAGCCAACAAACACUAUGGGAAUUGGUGAACACGAGACUAUGAAUGACUUAUAUUUACAUUGAAGCUGAGGUCACUUUAGCUCAGUCUGAAAAGAUUUUAUCCACUUAAGUGGAAAGAUUUGACUUUCCACAUAAAGACAUACUAUACCCACUGUUAAUAUACUGUAUCUUUUGUUGAAGAUCUUUUCCAUUUGCUUAAAUUUUGCAAAUUUUAUAGUGUUGUCUACAUUUCAAAUAAGUAUAUUUUUGUACAUGAACGUAAUAGUGAAGUUCUGACUCGAUCUUUUAAAAAGACUCACAGCCAGCCAAAUCUGAAACAAUAUUUGUUUCAUGUACCAGGUAUUGCACCUGAUAAUAGCACUCUGUUCUGAACAUCUUCAACCCUACAGAUCAUUUGGCAGGUCCGUCAUUACUUACGUGUUGUGCAGCAAAGUAUUACUUAAGAUGCCAGGGUUUCCAAAUAUUGCAAAUGUGUAUAGACAAUUAGACACAUCCCUAAAACCCCUAAAAAAUAUGGUGAUUUUGGGUUUGAAAAGUUAUUUCAAUAAUAUGUGGCAUAGCUUCAAUGAAGCACUGGAACAAGCAGAUACACAAGCAGAAAAUAUAUUGUAAUACAGUCUGACAGGCUUUUCUCUGACUUUAAGGCGAACACUAGGUUUCAGCCCAUUAAGCGACCAGUCUGUUGUCUUCAGUGUUGCAUAAAACUCAUACUGAGAAACCA